AAAAUUUGUUAUUCGACUGAUUAAUGUGCACCUUGAAGCCAUCAACAAAUUGCAUGCUUAAGUGCUCAUUAAUUUCCUCGAUACCGUUGUGUCCGACGAAUUAUCAAACUCGCUUUAUCAUGAGUGAUAAUAUUUUUAAAUUAUCCAGACUGAGUGUUUUGAUGAACUUCUGACAUUUUUGUCUCUCGUUCUGUGUAUAAGUAAUCCAGAUAUUCAAUUUGGAUGAUAGAUGAAUAUUGCAGAUAUAGCAAUAGACAUGAUCGGCAGUUUAUCAAAUCGUGUCUAGUCAACAUGAAAUUUGCUACAUUGGCUCUACGUUCAACCUCCUUAAGCAUCGUAUGAUUUGACAUCGAUCUCAGUUCAAACGAUGGGAUGAAAUGAAAACAGCAACAACAAGCGAGAUUGGAAUCUAUCCAUACUUCCGAAAGUAUGGCCCGUUCGAGUCUGAGAUUAUAUUGAUCAAUCAGUAUGAGGUUGCCGACUGCAUGCCUACGAAACGUUAUCAAUCAACAAAUUUGUGUGAAUAAGAUACCAAUCUUUGGGCUGUUGAAAAGGCAAAAACAAAAAUUAAAACUAAAAAAUACUGUGAAGCCAAAAAAGAAGUUCUCGAUGAAAAGAAUAAGCCAUACCACGAGCUUCAUAAAGAGAGACUUGUCAAGGAGGUUACAUGAGAAUGUGGCGGUUGUUACCAAUAUAAUGGCAGAACGUAUCGCUUCAAGUCUCAACGGCAUAUAGGUUUGGUAUUGGCUCAAUCUGACCAACUAAUCAUAAUCAGAAAUCCCGCAAGAAAACGUGAUAUUUUGAACAACCUGAACUUUUAAUCGAUUAAGGCGAUCAUAUUUAUCGCAGCAUCUUACAACUCUUACGGAUGUUCUACAUAUCUAUAAACAACGAGCAUAAUAUUCGAGGUA
Plasmopara halstedii is the source of this 911-nucleotide messenger RNA. RefSeq lists its product as uncharacterized. The coding region runs from base 469 to 735 and encodes 88 amino acids. The transcript has a single exon. NCBI's taxonomy places the organism in Eukaryota, Oomycota, Peronosporomycetes, Peronosporales, Peronosporaceae. The record is from RefSeq and is a predicted model, not a curated record.